Messenger RNA from Schistocerca gregaria, 13462 nucleotides. Its product is annotated as beta-1,3-galactosyltransferase 1-like. The transcript is spliced from 5 exons. Bases 278 to 1420 code for a protein of 380 amino acids. Gene Ontology annotation, cellular component: membrane. NCBI's taxonomy places the organism in Eukaryota, Metazoa, Arthropoda, Insecta, Orthoptera, Acrididae. Gene Ontology annotation, molecular function: hexosyltransferase activity. The record is from RefSeq and is a predicted model, not a curated record.
ACAUUACACUCGUAACAUCGCUGCUGCAAAGACAUGAUUUGACUGUCAAAUAAUCAGUGACUAACAAGAAUACGGACCUCGCUAAUAAUGCAGAUUAGGUGUAAAAUUUUGAGUUAGUGGAGCAUGAUUUGUUUGUGACGUUUAAGGAAAAUAAAGAAAGUAUUUAAAAAAUAGACAUGUGAUCACAUUUUGCGCGUGCAUGUUUGUACCCAACACCUACGAAAGAUGAAAUAGCUGUAGUAAGUCGUGCUGCUUAUAAUGUCAUGAAAGCUGUCAUAUGAUGGAGAGGGUGCACAAACUACAUGAAGUGCGCCCAUCUCUCAGCCAGAUCACACACACAGAGUUCCAUCAUGGCCACAGCCGUCGAUAUCUACGAUGUUUUGUAGCAUGUUUUGUGUUCUUAUUCUUUCUGUUAAUGCUGUAUGUCCCAGCAUAUCAUCAGACUCGUACACGCGAAGACCAAAUACACAUUGUAAACAUUCCGGGCUGGUCUCUAAAUACAAGCAGAGAUUUGAAGCUGUAUGUGCUGCCAGAGAAUUUGACAGCAAUUAUUCCUCAGCCAGAUAUAUGUAGUGAAAAGCUAUUCCUCCUCAUUGUUGUGUGCUCAGCUGUUGGUAACUUUGAAGCUCGAUCAGCAAUCAGGCAGACAUGGGCAUCUGCACCUGUUGUUACUGAAAAAGCUAGUGCUAUAAGAGUAGCAUUCCUACUGGGUGAAUCGGAAAACAAUACUCUGCAGGAACAAGUUGAGGAAGAGAGCAUUAAACACAGUGAUAUAAUCCAAGAAGGCUUUUUGGACACAUACAACAACUUGACUUUAAAAAGUGUCAUGUUACUCAAAUGGACUGUUACAAACUGCCCGUCUGUUCGUUACAUUAUGAAAACCGAUGAUGAUAUGUUCGUCAAUAUUGAAAGCCUUGUACGCUUGCUUCGUUCUAAAGGUUCAACUGGUUUGUUGAUUGGUGCUCUUAUUUGUGGUGCACAUCCAAUAUCGGAUUCGCAUAGUAAGUGGUAUGCUCCGAGAUAUAUGUAUCCUGGAAGAGUUUACCCAAAUUACCUGUCAGGCACAGGAUAUGUAAUGUCAAAUGAUGUUAUGAAACGACUGUACAAAGCCGCUCUGCAGACGCCACUCUUCCAUUUGGAGGAUGUAUAUGUGACAGGACUGUGUUCCAAAGCAGCAGGCAUACGUCCACGUGAUCAUCCAGCUUUCACAUAUGCACGUCGUCGAAUUGAUCCUUGCUUGUUGCGUGAUCGUUCAGUUAUCACCAGCCAUCGCAUGGAUAGUGCUCAGCUGCUGAAGAUUUGGCCUCGCAUCCGGGAUCCAAAUCUUGAUUGCUCAAGUUUCACUGCAUCGCAGAAACCAAGUUCCAGACCCAACAAGAAAACAGCAAAAGUGAGGCGUCCAGUAAAUAAAUGUGUUUAAUUACCUGUAUAUGUGGACAUGAUUAGUCAGGAAAUGUCUUGGUUGUGAUACUGCUGUAUUGGUGUGAACAUGUGUGUUUAUUUUGUGUGUGUGCUAUCUUUCUUGUCAUGCUACCAUUAGGAUUAUUUGCGAAAUUUCUCUUCACGUUUCAGUGAUUUAUUUGAUUUUAAACAAAACAGAAAAUUGUUGGCUGUAUAUGUUACAAAACACUAACUUUUUUUAAGUAUGAGAUUACAUAUUUUUUAUGCGAAAACCUAAGGUACUCAGUCAUAAGCUCUCCAGUACUGUAGAAAGCUGACUGAGGGAUUUUGUCAGAUUUGUAAUUCAGUUUGCACAAAUAUUUUGGUCCCAGAAAAUGAUAGGGACAAAUAGUAUUAGUCCACUGUUUCUGUUGCAUUUUGGACACCAUUGCCUGAACUAGUCGUACAAAGUAUGAAAUAAUGGAUGCAUUGACGAUGUGUAACCAAGCAAACAUUUUAUAGUAUUUAUGCAUUCAUAUUUUUUUACAGGAAGACAUUGAGCAUUGCAGUGAAAUGAAGUGAGACUGGUUGGAAUUAAAAUUUUGUGAAAGAAAGAAAUGAUCAAUUGAUGCUUCAGUCUGCCAUACACUCUGAGAGUAAUUUACCAAAUUAAAUUUCAUAUCAGAUUUACUAUUUAGCUAACAGUACCAUAUUAUUGUUGUGGUUGUUUUAUAAAGAAAUUUUUUAUAUUUGACCUAAGCUCAAGCAACUGGCAAUCACAACAUAAAAAGUUAUUCUCUUACUAACAUUUGAUUUUUGCAAUUAUUUAUUUAUUUAUUUAUUUAUUGCUAUUUUAGGCUUCUGUUGCUUUUUCCCUGCAUAUCAGUAAUUUAAAAAAAGGUCAGAUAUUAAAAGUAAGGUGACAAAAAAUGAGAGUUUCAGAAGUCUUAAGAAAGAUAACAUGUGAAAAUUUUUGGAAUGUGGUACUGUAGAGCACGACUUUUAUUUUUAGAAAAAGGGUGUAUGGCAAAUUUGUGGGACUAUUGCUUUUUUCUUUCAUUGUACUCUGACAAUAUUGUUUGCUAAUUGUGUUCCAUAAAAAUAGAGUUGUGAAUAUACGAAUGCAACAGUAUUACUAUUCCGUUGUUCCUAAGUAUCAUAGUCAAUAAUUUUUAAAUUAACUGUGGCAGUUUGAACACAACUACGAGUGUUCCUUGUAUAGAUUUUAAUGCAAGUAAUUUAAAAAAAUCUCCUUCGUGUUGCAACUGCGAAGUUGAAUGAUUCUCUUUGUUAUUUUUCUGGUUUCUUUUUCAUGUACUGAUAUUUGCAAUUUCAUCUCUUACCUUUGUGAAUAUAUCUCUGUGAAUCAGCUGCCUUGCAGAACUUGUAUAAUAAUAAUAAUAAUAAAAGUGUUGACCUUUUAGUGGUUGUGCAUUUAGGAAAAUCUUCAUAUUUCAAAAUUUACAUAAUUAUUUUGUUAUGCUCAUCGCUAAAAUUGUCAGCAGCUGUAUAUUACUGCUCGACAGUUUUCUUGGAAUUAUUUUUGCUAUAGUGUGUAUUUAGUGAAUUGUGGAGAACUUGGUAAUAAACAUAUCGGAAAAUGUGUUGAUCUAGUACAUUAAAAAAGUUUAAUAUAUAAAUGAAUCCAAGAAUAAGAUCAUAUAUUCGGCUGUUACAAUACCUUACAUUCUGAUUUUUGACAUUCAGUGAUCAGGUGCUAAAUGUACACUAUUUCUGACAAUGAACCACCAGAUUUUGUAAAUACCCAUCUUGAGUGAGUGUCCAGUUAGCUUUGUAAAUGUAUUGUACUCUUGCCAUUAUGUUGUUUAUCAAUUCAGUCAUAGUAAAACACUGUAUUUCAAGAGUUCUGAGUUUCUUUGAUUUCUGUUUAACUGAAAUGUUCAGUGGUUGCGUCAGUGGUAAUUUAUAUAGUCUUCAUAGUGAACCUAGAGUUUUGUUACCAAUAUUCUUACUACUGUCUAAAUUGCUUUUGUAUAUUAAUACUGUAAACUACCAAGAAGAUGUUAUUGAAUUUACCGUUAAGUUAUUGUAUCGGACUGGUGCUUGUGUGUGCUGGCGCACAUUGCCUUUUUUCCCCUCUGUUUUUUUUUUUUUUUUUUUUAAUAUGGUGAAAGACAUCAACUCUUAAUUGGGGAUGGGGCAGGGUACUGUUGUUUUUAUUGAGUCUGUUUAUGUGUGUUUAAGAAGGAAAAGAUGUUUUAGCGGGCAUUUCAUCAUCAUAUUGCUUAUCCAAAUCCGUUACUUUUUUUUAUUAGAGCUUAAAAUAAGUCUUGCUUUUUCUGUAUUGCUUUCUGUGUUUCCCUUCAAUAGUUUACUGCUCUUUGGUGUAACAGAUAUUUUGCUCUUUGAUACAUUCAUUUUAUUUUUUUAUCCUUCACAAAAUGUAACUACUACUUCUGUAAACCUGAUUCGUUUAUACUGAUUGCUAAUACUGAAAAAUUUAUAUACCAAUUUCUCUAAAUGCAUUGAUCGAAUAUAUUUUCAUCGACAUUAUCAAAAAAAAAAAAAAAAAAUUGUGAAGCUUCAUCAUGUGUGACAGACUGAUGGGAGUGCUAAAGAAUACUCAUAUAUAAUAAUUUUUUUAAAAUAUUGUGCAGAAACAGUUAAUUUGUAGUAGAAUUGCACAACCCCAGCAACAUGUCAAUUGUGACUGCACAUUGACAUUAACGAAACUUGGUGCUGUGCUUUCACUUAGUUCUGAUGACACCUUUGAUUGUCAGAAGCUGAGUAGUAACUAUGUAGGUACAUGACCAUUCACAUUUCUCUUUUUACCUCAUACUGAAAGCUUCAUAGUCAAUUCAGUAGUCAGUCACAAAUAAUGAGAUAUAUUUUUGAAUAUGUGCAAUAAUAAAAACUUCUUCAACUGUUUUAUUACAGUAUAAUUUACUUGUGUGUGCCCACAAAUGGUGUAACUAGUUUGUGAGCGAAAUGUGGAUUGCUGAAAUUAUCAGGAGCUUUAGCUUGGUCCCUGUCUCUUCAGAGUGAUUGACAUGUGCUAGUAAUUUAGAUUUUUUUAGAGGUCAUGUGCCAUAGGUGUGUGUGUGUGUGUGUGUGUGUGUGUGUGUGUGUGUGUGUGUGUGUGUGUGUGUGUGAGAGAGAGAGAGAGAGAGAGAGAGAGAGAGAGAGAGAGAGAGAGAGAGAACAGGGUAUCAUGCCAUUGCCAGCAGCCCCCAGGUUUCAGUAAUUUUAAUCCAUUAUUUUAUUUAUCAGAUCAUAUCUGCAUAUAAUAUAUUUUCAAACCAUUAGUUUUGGUUAAUAGGAAUGCCAAAAUAUUUCUCAGGCCAUAGUUCAGAGACAGAUCUUCAUGGUGCUAUAUUGUUCUUAUAUUUCAGCUGGAUCAGUAGUAAAAAUUUGCUUGCUUUAAGUUUCCAAAUUUCAACUACCUUGAGUUGGAGGAUAAACAGUGAACUGUCUGAGAGUAAUGUAAAUAUUGGACUUGUAUUGUUGUUUAUAUUUUUCAUCGUUGAGAAUGCAUUUUUUCUUACAAAUAAUGUUCUUGUAGGUGCUUCAUUUGCCCAUCCAUAUUUAAAAGAAUUGUGGUAAAUAUAUUUACAAUAGUAGUUCAUGUCACAUUAAAUUUACAUGAUGUCGCUGAUGGAAGAGCAUUAAGAUUAGAGAGACACUGAUUUAUGUGUAUGUGGUCAUUUACCUCUUCCUUUGGUUAGACCUCACUUUGUGCGUGCGUGUGUGUGUGUGUGUGUGUGUGUGAGUGAGUGAGUGAGAUUGUUUCAGCACCUUGCAUAUGCAUGUGCCCGCACUUGGCUGUGCAAAUUCGUGUAGCUUGCACAUCUGAUACAAAUGUGGCAGAAUGAAAUUAGAGAGGCACAUUUUUCGAACAGGUUGUGAAUCUGCAAAUCAGUAUAUGUGCUUAAUAUAUUUUUAUCAUACUAAAAAUUUGCAUGUUUAUAGUGUUGAAUGUUGAUGUAACAUUUGCAGAUUUAAUAUUUUUGUGAAAAAUUAAAUUUGCUUUUUUGUGUGCAUAUUGUGCCAUAAAUGAGUCCUAAGAUGCCAUUGUUUUCUGAUAAUAAGUUUACAUAUUGUACUUCUUUCAGCUGUUUGAAGGUGAAAUCUUCACUUUUGGUGGCAGAAAGAUUAAUGUAAGUCAUAAAAUCAGAAAUUUGUGGGCCUUUUCUAAGGAAGAAAAUCAAAGAACACUAACUUUCAAGCCAUCACUGUAGAAUGCUAGAGUUGUUGUAAAAGUGGGAGAAGUACAAGAGUCAUAUUCUGUAAAUGGUACAGUAAGGGAUGAUUGCUCUAUAUUCCAUGAGACUUUUUCAUAUACUUCCUGCUAAUUGCAUAGGAACAGGGUAGGACAUUUUUGCUUAUGCUGUUGUGCUAUCUUUGCCAUUAGUGUGUAGUGCACAGUGAAUUCUGUUUUCACCUUUGAAACAUUUAAAAAAUGCAUUGUGUUUGUAAGUGAUAAAGCAACUGUUCUCAUCCUAACACUUUUCCUUCACUUGACAAUGUUUCCUUCUUUUUGUCAUUAAAAAGGUAACUACCAAAAUGUCUUAAGACCUGUUCUGUUGGUUGAUUUAUUCAAGCUAGGAUCAUAUUCAGUAUACUAGAGAUUUUUUUCCUUCUACAGCUCUCUUGUAUAUUUAUGUUGUUCAAUUUAUUAAUACCACUGUUACUUGUAGCAUAUUUAUACGGCAAUGUUAAGUUUGUUAUUUACAGUAUUCAUAUUUCAUAUUCUGUACAACUAAGCUCUUAAAACUCGAUUGGGGGGGGGGGGGGCGGGGGGGGGGGGAGCCUUGAAGAUGUAUAUCACUAGAGAUAUACUAUUGUUAUGAAAAAAAAGAAAGAAUCAGUUCACCUGAAAUAUCAAAUAUAAUAUUGCUGUAAAAAAAAAUUAGACUAAUUUUCCUUACUGGCAGUCUAUUGCUGCCAUAGAUACAUUAAAUUAGAUUUUAUGAAAUAGUUUUUUGUGCAGAAAGAAUGAGGGUAGAUGUAUUUAAUGUUGAAUCAAGCUAAAUACUUUUAGAAUCAGUUUCUACUUCAGUCAGUAUGCAAUAUAUCAAACUUUCAGUUGGCAAAGUUUGUCCAGUUCCAAAAAGAAGAGAACAGCUGCUUGUCUGAUAUGAAUCUAAAACUGUGUGCUGGAGAUAGUAUAAUUAAUAUGCAAAUAUUUAACUAUCUAGAGAUUUCUUUUCAUCACAGCAACAUUCGUGGUACAGUCUCUGCUAGCCAUUUCAUAUGUAUAGGUUUGCAAUAUUAUAAUCUUUUCUUUGUAGCCCCGAUGCCAAUAUUGAUUCCAACUCAUGAGUUAUCAUGUUAUUAUUUCAUUGUUUAUAACUGUACAAUAUUGUCUUUUUGCAGCAUGGCCAAUUUUAGUCCAAUAUUUGUGUGGGAUUUGGAAAAGUACUUAAUGAUUAAUAACUGAAACUUGACUCGAAGGCUGAAACUUUGUAACUAGAUGACUUAAAGGGAUCUGGUUUAUAUUUGAUAAGCUCUAUAAUUCUCAUGGAUGAAUAGUGGUCUACUUCAGAAUUGAAUUUGUUUUUACACUGACAAAAUAAAAAAGCCAAAUAUGCAGGAAGUUUAUGGGAUAAUCUCUUGAUGGACAUGCAUUUAGUAAAGCUCCAUAGGCUCUUUAAUGCAGAAAUUAGUAGUUAUUUACAGUGAAAUGUCUAUCAGUACCUAAGUAAAUGUUGGCAGUCACAGAUGCCUAUGUAUCAUUUAAUCUAACUUACUGGACACAGUUGCUUGGCAUUGUUGACAAAAGUUUAGUGGUUUUAUAUGUGUGUUUCUGAAAGCCAACAGAAAAAUGUACCCCACUGCUCAUCCAUACCACCACAGUGCACUUGUUUCUUGUAUGGUCCCUCCAGAUGCUUGUCUAACUUAAAAUGUAUCCUUCCAUGGAUACUUUUGGUCCUAUAAUGUUGAAGUUCAUAAGUAGUGAUUGAAAACAUUUAUAGAUGCAAUGCCUGAGUGUGCAGAGUACAAGCAUUGUAACUUCAUAGCCCAUACUGUCUUUUUCACAAGACAAGAAUAAAUAUUUAGCCAUUGGUUACCAACUCUCCUCCCUGAGGGAUUGCCUUAAAUUCAGUUACGUACUUGAAGUUGGCACAUAACAUCAUAUGAAACCAAGAUUAUGUUAAGGGGAUAAUUGAUGGUUUUCUGAGAUUACAUAUUCUGUGGAAAUAUGUAAUAUUAUGUGCAAACAUUUUGUUAUGUUGUAUCUAUUCAAAUAAGAAACAUCAGGAGCAAAAACGACACUUGGUUCCUGUGUAUUAUCAGUAAAAAUGAAACUAGUGAAGAGGCACAGAGUUAUAUUCUGUUUAGAUUUUUAAUAACUUACUGUUGAUGAUUACAUCUGCUAGAUUUAACACACAAUUUUUUACUGAUCAUGACUUUCAGAUUUAUUUAGUAUACAAAGUGGUUUGCAGUUUUACAUUAUGAAGAAUAUCCUGUCAUUUUUUUCUCAAUAGCAAGAAGCAUUGAGUCAGUUUCUGUCUAAGAUAAUGCAACUGUUGUGUGAUUAUAUGAAUCAUCAAAAAUAACUUAAUAGAGAUGUUUUGUACUGUUCAUGUUAUCAGAGUUUCUGUAAAGGCACAUUUUAGAAACUUGAAUAUAUGGAUUGAUGAUUUCUCACUACUUACAUUGCAGUUUCAGUGAAAAAAUGUGGAAUAUGUAUUAUUGUAUCAUUGUAUUUCUCUCUGCUUAUUCGUGAAACAUUCAGUCAAGGUAGAAGAAUAUAGGUUUUAGUACAGAAAGAGCUCAAAUAUGUCAGGUCUUCCAUUUUAUGGGAUUUUAUCAUACUCAGUGUCAUCAAUUCAUGCUGCUUGCAUCAUGGGUUCUUUUACAAGGCAGUCUCCCUAAUGUGUGGAAGGAGAAUGAGAUUUCAUGUUCCCUGAAGAACUUUAUUUUACUUGACCUUUUAAUUGUGUUGACAAGUUGCAUGCAGUCCCUCUGUGAGUUUUCAGUGCUUAUAUUAUUAUUUUAACAUUAAUUAUUCAGCUCUCUGAUACUUUUAUGUCUGAUUUUAGAUAGAAUUUUUUGCGUACAGGAUAUCACUGGUUUCCUCUUUAUGUCAUUUUGUUCUUCUCUUAUUUGUGGUAUGGCAUGCAGAAAUUGCAUAUCUGCUUCCAAGACCAAGAUGAGCAAAGUAUGAAAAUAUGUUUGAGUUUUCAGUUCAGUUCCAUUUAAUUUAUGUUGCAUGGAAACUAUACUCUGUGGUGCUGUCUUCAUAAUCUGUGCUAAUGGAAAAUGAAGUAAUUAUUAAACAAUAUUGUUAUGCAUGUUAAAUGUAAAAUAAUUCCUUUGGUGCCACUACAAAAAGAAAACAAUGUCCUUACAAAUUGUGUUUGUUGUAAUACAAAUAUGAGUCAAUUGCUGAGCAUUCCUCCUUCGAUGGCCAUUGUUGUGACUUUAGCAGCACCUGUACUCAAAUUUCCAUUGUUUGCUCCCUUCUAUCCAGUGCCAAUAAAUUACACAAAAAACUUAGAUAUAUAAUGCAGAAAGUGGAAACCACUGGAAUUAAGAGAAGAUGAUGGGAGGGGGCAAGCUCACAGUGGAGUAAUUUUUUAAGCACAGUGUGACCUCGAUAGGUAAUGUCACUCAUGUUUUCAGUUAUUUUAGGUAUAGAUGCACAUGAAAUAUCACUGUAAUCUUUUUUAUGUAUGUCAUGCAUGAUGUAACCAUUAUCAUAUUCCAGUAACUACAGUCUUCAGUUUUUCAAAAUACACUAUUUGUCACAGGUAUUUAUCUUCAAUGUUACAUUUAGAAAGGUACUGUAACAUGUCUAUAGAGCAUACUAUGUAAAAAAAUUUAGGUUCUAUUUUAGUGUCUUUCUAUGAGUAAUGCUAACAUUAGCCAGACAGCUUUCAUUGGUAUCAUUUUUACGAACAUGUAGUUCAACAUAUGUCAUCAAUUGCCUGAAGUGCUUACUACAGAAAGUGCAGAACUAUACAUAGCAGUGCACUUCUUUCUUGUAAUUGUCUUGUAAAGUUAAAAUUUUUCAGGUUGUAAUAAUUCUGUGCCAGCAUACUUUUCAUACUUUUGUAUGUAGUUUUACAACAGUGUAAAUUAAUUAUUUCUUGUUUUGUAAUGUAACUGUGAGGGUGGAAACUGUUGUUACCUUUAAAACUAUCUUUGCCAUAGGUUUUAGAAAAGCUUACAGUAUUUUUGAUACAGCUACAACAGCGUAUAGGGUGCUAUUUGUGUGUGUGUGUGUGUGUGUGUGUGUGUGUGUGUGUGUGUGUGUGUGUACGUGCGCAUGCACGUUUCAUACAAUUAUUCCCUAUUUUAAUUCUGGAAAUUUAACUGAAAUAGUACUCUUUCACAAUGUGCAAAAAAAUUGAGACAUUUGUCUGUGUGUUGUAAAACCACCUACACACAAAUAUAUGUGUGUACAUAAUUGAUAAGUUUAUUAAUGUGAUUUUGGUGCAGCAAAUUGUGUUUGUAAAACCAUUGAAUCUAGAUAACUUUGUGGCAAACACUGUUGCAGAACAUCAAAACUAUUGGCUUGAAUGGCUCAUUUAUUUUUCCCUGAAUGUACUACACAUGUAAGAUUAUUUCACCACUCUGAUAUGCUUGGGACAUUUUUGGAAUAUUAAAAAUGUGAAAAAAUUAGUUUUGUGCAUGUGUCUAAUUUUUACAUAAAAUUUAGUGAUUUUAUUUAAUGACUUUCUGCUAACUAAUGUAAGAUGCCAGAUGUAUUUGUUAGAUAGUGCUGAGCAUAAUAUAGUUAAGAGUUGCAAUUACAACCUAAUUAUUGUCAUAUCUAUUUAUUGCACAUUGCAAAAAUAACAGGGCCAAUAGUUUGUAGACUUCUGUUAAAAUGUCAGAUUUAAUAUAUUCUUUGGCAAAGUAAGUAAUUCUAUCUCCAAAACACUAUGUGGAGAACUUCUAUAAAUUUUGAUCACUUGUAUUUCUAUGUCUCCAGUGUGCUGCAGACACACUGUGAUGUGUAUAAUAGCUUUUCAUGCAUACGAUUUGUUUUUCGUUUUUCAGAAAAAAAAGUUGUAGUGAGUCUUAUAGUUUGCAAAUUAUAAAUGGUUUUAUCACACUUUCAAUCUUCAUGAAUCCCAUAUGGUGUUUCUAAUGUUUUUAUUCUCAUUGUUUUCUCAAAUUUUAGGAACAACAUAUUUUUGGGUAGUGUGACUUCUUUUCCAUAUAAUGGGAACCUGAGGAAUCCACUGAGACCUUUAUACAUUUAGCCUAUUGUUUCCUUCCAAUUUGACAGGUAAACACACAGUUGUUGCUUUACAGUAUUAACUAUAGUAACUCCUCAUGUCAUGUGACUAUUAUUUUUACUUUAAUAAAUAAAUCUUUUUGGGUCAUUUAUUAUAAUCUCACUAUGAUAAAAACAUUUGCGGAAUGGGAGCUUAUAUGUACAGCUUGUAAGCUGCUGUGUCGCCAUUUAUGAAUAUGAGAGAAAAUACAAUUACAGAAGUUGUUAAUGAUUCCUGAGAGAAGUAAAGGAAAACUGUGUGGAGAGUCUUACAUAUUAGGUUAUUCGAUAUUAUAACUACCUCUUGACAUUCCUAAUCUAUGUUGGGAACUGUUGAGAAAUUUAUUAAAAGCAAAUGUGUGGAAACUGCAAAGAAACUGGGCUGUUUUACCAUAAGAGUAUGUUUCUAUAAUUCUUUUAUACCAUUCUUGUCUCCCAUACUGCAUGGGGAAAAAUAUGGUAGCUAUACAUUUCACCUCUGGUUAUACUAAAUUCUAUACUUUUUGGUUACAGCUCAGUCUUUUUUCCAUUUUCUUUUUAAAUAUGAAUCUGUAAUUAUUCCAUUUCCAUUUGAAGCUUUCUCUGUAUGCUUCCCUGUUUAUAAUUCUGAUAGUCAUCUAACUGAAAGAUGAGUGAAAAUUGGAAGUAUGCCGAGUUUCCAAUAUUCGGAGCACAGGUUAUUUCAUACAGUGUGAUAGAGGGGAAGGCAGGAAAGAGUUUAGAUUGGACAAUGUGGUCUGGGUUUCUUUCAUGCUUAUGAGGAGUGCUCUUGCGGCCACAAGUUGUCAGCAGUUUCCACACUUUUUUCCAGUCUUGUAACAAUUUCUACACUUAUUUUAAACAAAAUACAGCAGCCUGUGUUCCAAGAGCUAUCUGUGUUAAGAAUUUGCAAUCUUAAAGCUUGACCUCUAACAGUGUGUUUGUAGGUUCUUCUUAACUGCCCUAUUUUAGCAUUUCUAUUUGAACUCUGACUUGUGAGUUACAAUAACCAGGUAGUUGCAUUUCAGAGAGCUUUGUAAACAUUCUGAGCAGUACAUGCAUUUAAAAAUCUCUUCCAUAGUUAAAAACUCCAAUCUUACUCACAAUUAAAUUGUCUGUUAAAAAGAAUUAUUUUAGUUGUUUAAUGCUUGUUGUGUUACUGAAAAAAAUUAAGCCUCAACAUAAAGACUGUUACACAAUUCAUGUAAACAUUUAUUUUUCACUAUAAGCUGUCCUUCAUAUUUAUAGGACAUUGUCACUUCUGGGUGUGAUACUUAUGUUGUUCUUUUUGAUUAGUUACACUCUUUCCUCGGUAACUCGUACCCAAAUAUAAAUGAAUUAAUUUUUAAAGGCAAUUCAUUCAAGUAAGUGGUGACAGAGAGAAGUCUCUUUUUAUUAUGCAUUUUUAAACAAAGUGCCUAUAUUGUAACUCCAUGGUAUUUGGUAAUAGUAGCCCAAACAGUAGAAUUCAUUAACUUCUUACACUUAAGAUUGCUAAACUGAUAAUAAAUAUAGAUGGAGAUGUGAAUUGUUCUCAUUAUUUUAUAACAAUCCAGUUUCAAAUAAAUGGAAUUUAGUUACUUGUGCGUACUGAGAAGACAGGAAAAUUGGUGUUUAGUGAUACUGAGCCAUCCACUUAAUAUUACAUCCUGAACUUUUGCACUUGGAUAAAUAUUACCAAAUACCAUCUAAUGAAUCAAAUGUUAAAAUGUGUUUCUUUGCCAAUAGUAGUUGCAGAGUGUGGAGGUAUAAAAUGGUGACAUGACAAAAUUCAGAUUGUAGUGUACAAGUAAUCAUAAAUGUGUAUCAGUAUUGGUUUAAGCAGUCUGUUUCAGGAUUGUUGCAUAUAACACAAAUUACAAAAGAAAGACAAAACAAUGUUAUCACACAUACAUAAUCCUCAGACAAGUAUUAUUAUGCCACAUUUCAGACAUUCACGGAGAUUCCUUUCAACAUUGUAUUGAAGAUACAUAUCAUUUCAGACAUUUUUAUCAUUACGAUUGUGAUAAAUGGUGAAAAAAAGAAAAAAGUCACUAUCUGGAAAGAACCUCAACUGGCUUUUGGGUGUUACUUAUACUUCAUUUGAUGUAUUUGUUACUCACAGUUCAUAGAGAUUGAUCAUAUAGAAAGACAAUGGCUUCUGUGCCACAGGCAGUGCUUAAGCGCUUUCGUAGAAGAUUGCAGAAGUUUCUGCUAGAUGGAUUCUUUGAAAUUUGUUGCACUGACAUUUGGAUCAGUUUUGUAUUUAAUAAGAGAGUCUAGUUAUUCUCUCCAAGCUAAGGCAAUGUUCCCAAACAUUUUACAUGUCUAUCCAGUUGUAUUUUUGACUAUGUUAAGAGUAUAUUGUAAAAGUGAAAGGAUUGCAAAACAUAUUACUGGCUACCCUCAAUAAAAUUGUAAUUAUUGUUAACAUCAGGAUAAUUUAUUGUUAACAUCAGGAUUCUGGAGAGUAGUGUGAUGAGAAAAAUGUUGCACAACUAUGCAACAAGUUUGUCCUUUCAUUCACUCUACUGUGCUGUAAUAUUGCUUUAUUAAAAUGUUUGUCAAAUUUUUAAUGGUUCUUAUCAUUGUGUUUCUACAUAGCUCAUCUCUGUCAUAAAUUGUUAAUUGCCUUCUGACUCCAAGUCUCAUUUUAUUAUUUCUUCUGUGUAUUACAUGUAACCUUAAUGUUGAGAAAAGUGGAAAUCUUAUAUUGCAAGCCCAUGGUGACAAGCAAUUACUGCUAUAUGUUUUCCACAGAGUUGCUAUGUUCUUAGUACAGCUGCCUAAUUUUUUGUAUUAAUAUUUAUUUUUGUAGGGAGUUUUAUAUGUUUUGCAUAUUAAAAGAUUCUCAAACUCCACAAGAAUAGACUGUAAACAAUGUGUUGUUUUCAUGGAUAUUUUGAAACUGAAAUAAAAUCUAUAAUGUGA